AUGACAGCCGGGUGGCCAAGUGCGCAUGCGCAAGAAGCGGUGCUUUUUGUGAAUGGUAAGGCGGUACCUGAGACACAUGACAGAUCCCAGAAGCCGCCGGACCAAUCACAAAGCACAAGUGCUUCUCGCUCAUGCGCACUGGGCACCCGGCUGUCAUGCCGAGCGCCGACACUACAGAACCCGGGAAGACAGCGCGCGGCUGGAUCGAGGGACAGGUAAGAUCAAACAAAAACUCUGCGGAAGUAAGAGCGGUUUAAAAUUUUGGCUCUUUGUGUCUAACUUGUUCGCCACCCCUGGCCUAGGGGAUCGCAGCAGACGUGGG
Messenger RNA from Staurois parvus, 322 nucleotides. The record is from the annotation of a GenBank genome assembly. NCBI's taxonomy places the organism in Eukaryota, Metazoa, Chordata, Amphibia, Anura, Ranidae.